Molecule: messenger RNA, 1225 nt
Organism: Hippoglossus stenolepis (Pacific halibut)
Lineage: Eukaryota; Metazoa; Chordata; Actinopteri; Pleuronectiformes; Pleuronectidae
Exons: 5
Coding region: 431-1078 (215 amino acids)
Molecular function (GO): protein dimerization activity
Source: RefSeq, a predicted model, not a curated record
GACCCCCGUCCCACCCCCCUUGGCUCGGGCUCUGGUUUGCUGUCUCAGACCACGACGUGCACCUUUAAAAUCCUUCCUACCAACUCCAAGAAGGAACCGAUCUUUAUCAGCUGUCCUAAACUCCCCACCCGGGUGGUGACGACUCCCAGCACCUCCCUCCAGAGCCCCUCCCAACCCCCCGCCCCCCUGUUGAACCCUCUCUCCCUUAAACUCUCCAAAGGUCAGGGAGCGGAGCUCAACGGCAAAACAGUGAAGGUGACAGCGGACUCUGGUGGGCUGUCAGCCUUUCAGAAACCCACUACAUCCCAGACCUCCACCAUCUCCUGACCCCGCCCCCUCAUUCAGGGUCAGAGGUCACACCUUACCCCCAUCGCACCCCAUUGCUGAGCCUGAGCUGGCCUCUGACCUGGUGGACCUGGACAUAAUCUGCAUGGACGAUGAGAUGGGGUUCGUUACCACAGAGACGCAGUCAACUGAGGUGGUGGACCUGGCAGGGUCUUCAAGUGGAGAGACAGAAAAUUCGUCAGACUUUGGAGACGAGUUGUACAUCGACGAAGAGAAGGAGACAACAGGGAACCAGGUGCAACGACACGUUCACAACAUGUUGGAGAGGAGGCGUCGGGUGAAGAUGAUGCAGAUGUUUAGAGGUCUGAGUAGGGAGGUUGGACUGAGAGACAACAGAACUUCAAAAAUCUCCACGCUGAAGAAGAACAAGAGGGCUACUAAGAGGAUCAUGUCGGAGCUGAUAGAUGUUGAAGAGCAAUUACUUUUUAAAGGACUACAAAGAAGAAAAGAGACCUCGCCUGUGUUCGUUCCAUCAACUAAAUUCAAAAAUGGCGAUGCUACCAAGCGGACCAAUCACAGCUCUUGCGGCGGAGCAGGUGAUCCAGGAGCUGAGGUCGACAGAAGCACAUCUGAAAGAGAAGAAGAGGAGGCUGAUGAAGAGGAGGGACCACUUCCUCUCAACCAUCGCUCCAACAGGUCAAAAAGAGCAGAUAGUCCUGAAGAAGCUGGAAAAGCAGGAGAGACACCCAGCAGCCAAUCAGUUGCGAGCACCAGUAGGGGGCGGAGCUUCUGAGCCUAAUCUCUCAACAGGAAACAAAAUUGAUAAUGACAUCAUAAUCAUAUCAUCAAACGUACAGCUGCAGACUCUCCAAGUUCCUCCUACCACUGCCCACCCCUCUACCAAACCUGUCCCUGUCCCUGCCCCUGUCCCUGUCGCUGC